Dermochelys coriacea (leatherback sea turtle) is the source of this 1975-nucleotide messenger RNA. RefSeq names its product methyltransferase 3, N6-adenosine-methyltransferase complex catalytic subunit (gene METTL3). The transcript has 11 exons. The record is from RefSeq and is a predicted model, not a curated record. Gene Ontology annotation, molecular function: mRNA (2'-O-methyladenosine-N6-)-methyltransferase activity; mRNA m(6)A methyltransferase activity. The coding region runs from base 207 to 1925 and encodes 572 amino acids. Lineage: Eukaryota; Metazoa; Chordata; Testudines; Dermochelyidae. Gene Ontology annotation, cellular component: RNA N6-methyladenosine methyltransferase complex; nucleus.
GCAAGGCCAUGACUGGAUCAGAUGGGCAGACGCAGGAGUACUGGGGCAGGGGGAUUAGGAACCAUGAGGCAGGGCCAGAGGGUGGCUGCAGCAGUGACAGAAGCAGGACCCCUGUGUUGGGGUUAGAAGUUAAAGGGCAUUUUGGGUUCAAGUGGUCCCCAAAGGGCACUGGGGCAUCAAGGUGCUGAGGAUACAGGGGGUCAAGAAUGCAGAAGGCAUUGGGGGCCAUGGGGCAGGAGAAGCCAGGGGGUUGGGGCACUAGGGGGGUCAACAGCAACUGCAGCAGAGACCGCAGCUGGAUCCACUGGCACAGGGACCUCAGGAACCCAGAGCUUGCAUCACCCUUCCGCAGCGACAGCCCAGUGCCCGCAGCCCCCACACUCAGCACCGCAGCUAGAGAGCUGGCCACUGACCCUGAGCUAGAGAAGAAGCUGCUGCAUCACCUCUCGGACCUGGGGCUGGCGCUGCCCACUGAUGCCCUCUCCAUCUGCUUGGCCAUCUCCACACCGGAGGCCCCCAUCACCCAGCACAGCGUGGAGAGCCUGCUGCAGAAGUUCGCAGCUCAGGAGCUGAUCGAGGUGCGCCGGGGGCUGCUGCAGGAUGACGAGGAGCAGCCCACUCUGAUCACCUAUGCUGACCAUUCCAAGCUCUCCGCCAUGAUGGGCGCUGUGGCCGAGCAGAAAGGCCCCCCUGAACCAGGCAGCGCUGGGGGCCAGAAGCGCUGGGCGGAGCAGGAUGCUGGGGGUGCCGUUCCUUCCCCAGCUGGUGCCACACCCUCUGCCUUGACCACCUUGGAGCUGGCCAAGGAGCCAGCCAAGAAGUCCCGGAAGCAGGCAUCGGACCUGGACCUGGAGAUCGAGAGCCUGCUGAGCCAGCAGUCCACCAAGGAGCAGCAGAGCAAGAAGGUGAGCCAGGAGAUCCUGGAGCUGCUGAACACAACCACGGCCAAGGAGCAGUCAAUCGUGGAGAAGUUCCGCUCGCGAGGCCGCGCCCAGGUACAGGAGUUCUGUGACUAUGGCACCAAGGAGGAGUGUAUGAAAGCCACAGAUGCUGAGCGACCCUGCCGCAAACUGCACUUCAGGCGCAUCAUUAACAAGCACACGGACGAGUCUCUGGGCGACUGCUCCUUCCUCAACACCUGCUUCCACAUGGACACCUGCAAGUACGUCCACUACGAGAUUGAUGCCUGUGCCGACCUGGACACCCCUGGAGGGCGUGACCACAACGCUGGCCAGGAGCUGGUGCUGCCCCAGGCAGUGGGUGGGGACCCCAGCAUCGACCGCCUCUUUCCACCGCAGUGGAUCUGCUGCGACAUCCGCUAUCUGGACGUCAGCAUCCUGGGCAAGUUCGCGGUGGUCAUGGCUGACCCGCCUUGGGACAUCCACAUGGAGCUGCCUUACGGCACCCUGACCGAUGAUGAGAUGCGGCGCCUCAACAUCCCCGUCCUGCAGGACGAAGGGUUCCUCUUCCUCUGGGUCACUGGCCGGGCCAUGGAGCUGGGACGCGAGUGCCUCAAUCUCUGGGGGUAUGAGCGGGUGGACGAGAUCAUCUGGGUGAAAACCAACCAGCUUCAGCGAAUCAUUCGCACGGGGCGGACAGGGCACUGGCUGAACCAUGGCAAGGAGCACUGCCUGGUGGGGGUCAAGGGGAACCCCCAAGGCUUCAACCGGGGCCUGGACUGCGACGUCAUCGUAGCCGAGGUCCGUUCCACCAGUCACAAGCCGGAUGAGAUCUACGGCAUGAUCGAGCGCCUCUCUCCUGGCACUCGCAAGAUCGAGCUGUUUGGCCGCCCUCAUAAUGUGCAGCCCAACUGGAUCACCCUGGGCAACCAGCUAGAUGGCAUCCACCUCCUGGACCCUGACGUGGUGGCCCAGUUCAAGCAGCGCUACCCAGACGGGAUCAUCUCCAAGCCCAAGAACAUGUAGGGAAUGGGAGGGGACAGGGGGCUAUUUCAUAAUAAAACAAGAAAACUGGU